Messenger RNA from Belonocnema kinseyi, 748 nucleotides. RefSeq names its product superoxide dismutase [Cu-Zn] (gene Sod1). Gene Ontology annotation, molecular function: superoxide dismutase activity; copper ion binding. NCBI's taxonomy places the organism in Eukaryota, Metazoa, Arthropoda, Insecta, Hymenoptera, Cynipidae. The transcript is spliced from 4 exons. The coding region runs from base 212 to 673 and encodes 153 amino acids. The record is from RefSeq and is a predicted model, not a curated record. Gene Ontology annotation, biological process: removal of superoxide radicals.
UUGUCAUUCGUGCGUUCUGUUUCAUCCGGCAGCGGCAAUACGUAUUUACUUUAUAUUUUUGCAAGAGCAGGAAACAAGAACGUGCAAAGUACAUUUUUUCGUCGCUUGUGAGUCAGCAAAAGCAGGAUUCUUUUGCUGUGAUAUUGAUUAGGCCGUGAUACGCCAACUCAAUCGUUUCAAUCUUCUCAGUUCGCGAUAAAACACUGAGGAAAUGGCCGUUAAAGCAGUUUGCGUUCUUCAAGGAGAAGUCAAAGGAACCUUAUUCUUCGAACAAACAAAAGACUCUGAGCCUGUCAAGGUCACCGGCGAAAUUACUGGAUUAAAAAAAGGAUUACAUGGUUUUCACAUUCAUGAAUUUGGUGAUAACACGAACGGCUGUACAAGUGCUGGGCCACAUUUCAAUCCUAGUGGAAAGGAACAUGGUGGACCAACUGAUGAUGUUCGUCACGUUGGUGAUUUAGGCAACGUCGAAGCUGGCGACAACGGUGUAGCAAAAGUCAACAUAACUGACAAGCAGAUCCAGCUCAAGGGUGCCAAUAACAUUAUUGGGAGAACCCUUGUGGUUCACGCUGAUCCAGACGAUUUUGGCAAAGGUGGACACGAGUUGUCCAAAACUACUGGGAACGCUGGUGCUCGUUUGGCCUGUGGAGUUAUUGGAAUCACGAAGAACUGACUUAAUCGUGAUGCAAAUUCGAAACUUUAAUUGAACAUAUUAUGUAACUAGCUUUCAAUCUUAGGUUGUAAAAAA